AUGGAAGGCAAUAAUAUUACUGAAGUGCUCGAGCGAGACCAGGUCGAGCUCCACGAUCAAUUGACCCCAAGAAAAAAUACUGUCCUCCAUGUGGCCGCCCAAUUUCAGGACAACGAAGAAUGUGUCAGAACAAUGCUCAUUCGGGAGCAAUCUCUAGUUAGGCAGGUGAAUUCCAAAGGGGAGACUGCCCUUCAUAUUGCAGCCAGGAGAGGGUGCUCCGUUACAGUCCGGGUGCUUCUUGAGUUUUCGAAAAUACGAGAUCUUGAGAGCGACGUUGAGCUUUUGCGGAUGAAGACGUUGGAGGAGAAAGACACUGCCUUGCACGAGGCUGUUCGCAACAAUCAUCUUGGUGUAGUUAGGUUGUUGCUAGAAGAAGAUCCAGACUUGUCCUAUGCCGCCGCUAACAGCGCUGGAGAGACUCCACUUUACUUGGCUGCCGAGAGGGACUACCAUGAGAUCGUCUCAGCAAUCUUAGCAGAACCGCGCAGAAAUCAUGCUUAUGGCGGCCCAAAUGGAAGAACAGCCUUGCAUGCUGCGGUGAUUGCCAAGUGCUCAAAUUGUGUGAGAAACUUACUAGAAAAGAAUCGAGACUUGAUCAGAAUUACAGACUCCAACAGAUGGACGCCACUCCAUUUUGCUGCGCGUUUUGACGUGGUACCGAUAACCAAACAACUUCUUGACACGGACGAAUCCAUAGCACACCUCACUGCAAACGACGCUGACAAGAUGACAGCUCUUCAUUUAGCAGCUAAAUGGGGCUCAUUUGGCAUGAUGCAAGAGCUUUGGUCACGCUGCCCUGAUUGCUGGGAGAUGGUCAACGAGAGGGGUCAAAAUGUUCUUCACAUUGCAAUAGAGAAUGAAAAUAGUGAUAUGAUCAAACAACUUUUCAAGUCCACAUUUCCCGUUAGUAAUUUGCUCAACGAGAAAGACAGAGAUGGGAAUACACCUCUUCAUCUACUUGCAACUUCCUAUUGCAACGCACCUGAACUGAUAAGGCAUCGCGCAGCAAAUAAAGGUGCAUUUAACAAGAAAAAUCGAACUCCAAUAGACGCAAUAGUGUUUGAGAAUGCAAAUUUAAAUGAGGAGAACAUCAUGGAACUAAUCAACGCAAACGCUCCCUUGGGCCGGAGAAACAUAAUCUCCGAAGACAAGGAAAGGAUAGAAAAGUUGAGGCGUCUUUCAAACGAAGGUAAGGAGAAAAUGGAUGAACAGUUCACUAAAGUUCACAGCACCAUAAUCCUAGUGGUCACCUUGGUAGCAACCGUAACCUUCGCCGCCAGCUUCACCGUCCCCGGCGGCUUCGACGGCAACCAAGGCCCAAACGAAGGCAUGGCAGUUCUAGUCAGAAAAGCGGCCUUCAAAGCAUUUGUCAUCUCCAACACAAUGGCUGUGACUUUCUCCAUUUCUGCUCUGAUUCUCCUUUUGGUCUCAUCCAACUUUCAGACUUUUUGUUACUUAUGGCAGCUUAAGGAGUUCAAACGAUUUACCUGGGGCUGGAAAUCCCUCGUCGUAUCCUUGGUGGCAAUGAUGGUUUCUCUCAUCACCGGAAGCUUUGCUGUUUUGGCCACUUCCAUGGGUCUCGCCGUUGCCGUUUGCGUCAUUAGUUGUGUCGGCUUUCUCAUUUUAUGUGGUGCGGUUGGCAAGAUGUCUCAUGACAUUGUGAUCCAGUCGAACAUCAAAUUCCGCAUGGAUCCUCAUUACAAGGUUUCCGAGGUUUUGCAUCGAAUCAUUGAGUUAUUUGGGAUUAACUAG
Diospyros lotus (date-plum) is the source of this 1752-nucleotide messenger RNA. RefSeq names its product ankyrin repeat-containing protein ITN1-like. Gene Ontology annotation, cellular component: plasma membrane. Lineage: Eukaryota; Viridiplantae; Streptophyta; Magnoliopsida; Ericales; Ebenaceae. The transcript is spliced from 3 exons. Gene Ontology annotation, molecular function: protein phosphatase 1 binding; protein phosphatase regulator activity. The record is from RefSeq and is a predicted model, not a curated record. Bases 1 to 1752 code for a protein of 583 amino acids.